Diachasma alloeum is the source of this 1530-nucleotide messenger RNA. RefSeq names its product dolichyl-phosphate beta-glucosyltransferase (gene wol). The record is from RefSeq and is a predicted model, not a curated record. NCBI's taxonomy places the organism in Eukaryota, Metazoa, Arthropoda, Insecta, Hymenoptera, Braconidae. The coding region runs from base 113 to 1099 and encodes 328 amino acids. Gene Ontology annotation, cellular component: endoplasmic reticulum membrane. The transcript has 5 exons.
CCCCCUGUGUGUGUAACAAGUGCUCCUCCAAGUGACGUGGAAUGAAUUUCAUAGGAUUUCCCCAGUCUUCACAAAAUUUUUCUACAUUCAGUGCCAAAUCAUCGGUUGUACGAUGAUUUCUCUGUACACUCUAAUCACCAGCCUCUUUGCAUUUGCGUUAUUUAUCAGUCUUGCAUUUUGUACAUUCCUGUACGUUAUCACAUCCCCAUACCCCAACAUUUGGAGGGAUGAGAGGGAGAAAUAUUUUAUUGAUGGAAAGACCGGAAGAAAAGUUGCAUUCCCAUCGAUUGACGAUGAAUUCACAGUCAAACUCAGUGUUGUUGUUCCGGCGUACAAUGAGGAAGAAAGACUAAUUCCGAUGUUGGAUGAAUGUCUGGACUACCUCGAAAGCAGAAAAAAAUCGGGACUCACUUAUGAAGUUAUUGUCGUGAGUGAUGGAAGUACAGACAAAACCGUGCAAGUAGCUCAGAGCUACGCAGAAAAAUACAAGACUGUGAGAGUGCUGGAUCUUGUGAAGAAUCGAGGGAAGGGUGGAGCUGUGAGAUUAGGAAUGCAGAGUGCUAGAGGAUGUUUAUUACUCUUCGCUGAUGCUGAUGGUGCUACGAAAUUCCGUGACCUUGAGAAAUUGGAGGAUAGUCUCAAGGAAGUAUUGAAAUUCGACUACACAGAGAGGCCCCACGAAGCUUCUCUGUCCAACGCAGUUAUCUGCGGCUCACGGGCGCAUCUGGAGGAAGAAGCGACAGCCACAAGAUCCAUCUUCCGACUGAUCCUCAUGCACGGCUUCCACUUCCUCGUCUGGGCGCUCUGCGUGCGAGGCAUUCGCGACACUCAAUGUGGAUUCAAACUCCUCACACGUGAAUCCGCUAGGACUCUAUUCCGAGCGCUGCACGUGGAGAGAUGGGCCUUCGACGUGGAGAUGCUGUACCUCGCCCAAACACUGAACAUUCCGGUUAAAGAGAUUUGCGUGAAUUGGACGGAGAUCGAGGGAUCCAAAGUCGUUCCAUUCUGGAGUUGGCUGCAGAUGGGUCGAGACCUGGGGCUCAUCUGGCUAAGGUACACCAUUGGCGCUUGGAAAAUCGAUAGGCCGAAGAGGUCUUGAGGAUUUUAGUAGAUGUGGAAUUGGACACACUCAUCAACUCGUGAUGAACUUUCCUCGUCUAUUAUAUUUUUGAGUAUGAAAAAGAUUUUGAGGAAUUGUCUGUGGAAGGUGAUGUCGAGGGAUUAAAUGAGUUAUUCACCUUGAAAAUGGCUUUUAUGGAUUCUAUUCACACUGCAUAGCUUCAUCUACUUCGGAACUUCACUGAUUUUCAGGUUUUGGUUUACGUACGAAAAAUGAUUUUCAUCGCUUGUGCAUAAAGAGAAAUUUUACGGACGCUCCGUUCCAUUAUUCGACGUAUGAAAAAAUUCAAUAGAUUUCGAUUUUUCUGUUGAAUUUUUCUCUUGAGAUUUUUUGUGAGGCAUUUGUUGUGAUAAUUUUUGGGCCUCAGAUAAAAUUUUUUGGAAAUAAUGAAAUAGGGGGAAUAACGCCUU